AAUGCAUCGGAUGACAUAACUCUGAUAGAACCGGAGGGCCCUUCCCGCCCAUUCCCGCCAGGGGCAGCCAAGCGUGCUUCCCAUGAAACGGCCAUUCCGCAUAUUCGGCGUCUACGUUUAGCAGGCCAGAAGAGUGGCGAUUGGCUUUACAUUGACGUUUGUCUGCAAUCCAAGGGCCAAAGCAAGGACGCCGCGGAAUUAGGCCAGGGUAGGCCCGCCCUUGGGCCCGCCCCAUUCCUCUCCUGGAACAGACGGCACCGAAAGCCCUUCACUGUCUUGCGGCGGGACCAAGCGGUACACAUCCAGGCGUCCAAUGCGCACAGCAUUUUGCAAUGAGUUUGCCCAUAUCUCUUCUGCGAUAUGUAUGCGACAUCACCAGAAUGCGACAUUCUGCGGGAUUCAUGUUGAAGGCGGGAGGGUCGGGCCUGUGCACGGUCAAGGCUGGUAAAGGCAGCAGUGUGACCAGGCGGGACCAUGGGCCCAACCCGGGCUGCACAGCCUCGUCGCCUCGAGCGUGUCAGCAAAACACCAUGCCCUGUGGGCCAACCCCCACGCGAGCGAUAGCCACUGCGAACCUGCUGACCCCAAAUGCACUCUAAUGAUACCUAAGAGCUCUUGUGUAUCGCACGUACUGCUGUUUAUUUCCUGCAGUUGGCUAUGGCUGUCACUCGCGCAACCUUGCCUCGAGUGCUCGCAAAGCGAUGACUUCUAUGCAUCUUCAACAAUGAUAAAUAAGGCCCUGAUUACAGUCAUUACUUGAGAAUGACUGAGGAGCCAGGGCCAGGGGCUUGCGCCUUGGGCCUGACAGAGUCGCCUGUCCUCUCGCUGCUGCACAUCAGACCGUUGCUUCCAAAUGAAGUUUCCUCAGGGUGUCAGUCGAUCAUUAGCGUCGAGGAGGCAGAGACGGUGGCGGUGCAGGGCCGGCGCUACACCUUUGACUCGGUCAUUGGCGCCGAGGCGGGCGGGCGGGGCCGGGCGCACAUGUGCGAGGCCUACAUACGGCCGCUGGUGCGCAACGUGUGCGCCGGCAUUAACUGCGCCGUGUUCGCGUACGGCCAGACCUCCAGUGGCAAGACCUACACCAUGGGCAUUGGGAAGGAGCAGCUGGCGGAGCUGGCAGGGCCUGGCGGCCUAGUGCUCCCAGACCCGCGCCACCUGCACCCCCAGCACUCGCCACAGCACCCCUACUGCCCGCACCAGCACUCGUCGCCGCCCGCUGCUGCCGGCUCUCCCCUAAGCGGUGGCGCCAGCCCGGAGCUUGCAGGCCCGGCGGCAGGAGGCUCUGGAGCAGCGGCGGCGGCGGCCCCGACAACUGCAGGGAAUGGCAACGAUGGCGGCGGCGGCGGCGGCGCUGAGGACCUGGUCAUUCCGUACGCGCUGCGGCAGCUGUUUGGCUGUGUGGAGGCGGCCAAGGGGGCUCGCGCCUUCACGCUGAUGGUGUCGUUCGUAGAGGUGUACAUGGAAAAGUUCUAUGACUUGCUGUCGGGCCGGGCGCCGGUGGCCGCCAAGACCAGCCGCGAGGGCGAGGUGCUGCUGGUGGGGGCGGCGCUGCGGCAGGUCACGUGCAUGGAGGAGGUGGUGAGGCUGCUGCAGAUUGGCGGCCACGCGCGUGUGACCAAGGGCACCAACCAAAACGACCGCUCCAGCCGAAGCCACGCCGUGCUCACCAUCCACGUCACCUCCCGCGCCCUGCCGCCCUCCUCCUCCUCCUCCUCUGCUGGGCCGCCCACGCCCGCGCCCGGCGCGCCUCCCCCCGAGCCCAGCUCCGCCUCCGCCUCUGCACCCGCCCCCACCUCUGCACCCAUCUCCGGCGCCUCCCCCACCUCCGCCUCCGCCUCGGCGGCUCUGUCUGCGGCGCUGGCUGCCCCGCCUCUGUCUGCGCGGCUUCACCUGGUGGACCUGGCGGGCAGCGAGAGCGUGGGGCGGGCGGGCGCUGUGGGUCUGGCGGCCAAGGAGGGCAACACCAUCAACCUGUCGCUCAUGACCCUCAGGAAUCUCAUCCAAAUGCUGGCGGCGCCCAAGCCGCCCGCCGGCGCGCCGCCCCGCGUGCUGCCGUACCGCGACUCGAAGCUGACUCAGCUACUGCGUGACGCGCUGGGCGGCAACAGCUCCACCCUGUUCGUGGCGUGUGUCAGCCCGGCCGACUGCAACGCGGCCAUGACUAUGUCCACGUUGGAGUUCGCCACCACGGCGCGGCGCAUCCGCACGCAGCUCACCGUCAACAUCGGCGGCGGGGCGGACAGCGCAGAGGUGCUGCAGCUGCACCGCAUCAUCAACAAACUGCGCAAUGAGCUGGACGCCCUGCGCCGCCAAGUGGCCAGUGGCGGCGGUGGCGUCAGCGGCGUCAGCGGCCUGGGGGCGCUCAUGUCGCCCUCCCCGCACACCACGCCCCACACCACACCGCCGCCGCCGCCACACCAGCACGGGCUGCUGCCUCAGGAAGCCACGUCGCCCGGCUCGGCCGCCUCGGUCCUUUCCUUCUCUGCAGCUGCACGCGCCAGCACACCUGCAGCUGCCGGCCACGCCGCGGGCGCUACUGCCGGCGCCGCCAGCGCGGUGCCGAAGACGGUGGCGGAAGAGGAGGAAGAGGAGCAACAAGAGGCGGCGGCAGGGGCAGCCUGGGGGGUGGGACGGGAGCUGGAGGUGGUGUCAGCAUCGACGGCAGCUGCGGCGUCAGCGGCAGCUGCGGCUGCUGCAGACUCUACUGCUGGUGGCAGCGCUGCGGGCGCUCUGGUGGACACGGAGUCCGGCAGUGGGUCUGGAAGCGAGUCGGGGUCGGGCUCGUGCGAGUCGGGCGGUGAAGCGGAAUCCAAGCUGGCGGAUCAGGAUCCUCUGGCACCACUGCUGGAUCCAAACUACAAGCAUGCACACGCGCACGGCCUUCGAGGCGCCCACCCCGACCUCCUACACCACCCCCACCUGAUGCACUUGCGCCGCCACCGCCACCGCCAGUCGCGGUCGGAGGGCGGCCCCGCGCUUGCGGACACCGCGGCCGCCGCCGCCGCCGCCGCAACAGCAGCAGCACCUGGCUCCCCGGACGUUUCGCCUCUGUCCAUCGCCAGCGCUGCAAUCAUCAGCCCGCAGCGUCUCCGUGUGUCAUUCGGCAGCGGCAGAGCUCUUGCCGCCCCGUCGAGCUCUCCGGCCGGCGGCGACAUCGCCGCCGGCGGCACCAGUGGCAGCGGCGGGUUCUAUCCAGCACCCUCUAGCGCAAGCCCGCGACUCAGCGCCGCCAGUGGUGGUGGCGGCGGCGCGAGCGCGAUGCGGCUGAGUCGGUCACAGAGCCAGCUCAGUGAGGCGUUGUCGUUGUCGGUUAGCAGCAUCGCGUCGUACGGCGGUUUCGGCGGUUACGGUGGCGGCGGUGGCGCGGAGGGCGCCGGCGGCGGUUGGGGCCGCAUGGCGCGGCUGAGUCAGCGGGUGGUGCUGCUGGAGGCUGAGAACGAGCACCUGAGUAAGCAAGUGACCAACCUCAGCACGGUGAUUGGCGACCUGCGCCGCCAGCUGGACGCCGCACACGCCGCACUGCUGAUGCAGUCCGCCGCCGCCGCGCCGCCCUCACCCUCCACGCCGCCGCCCGGCGACCUGCGCGGCUGCAGCGGCACCAACGCCCUGGGGGCAGGUGCGGGGUCCUCCACGGAUACGGCCGCGUUCCUGCGGUCCGCCGCCGGCGGCGGCGGCGGAAGCGCUAGCGCUGGUGGCAGCUUCACUGCCGGCCGCGGCGGGCGGUGGGUGCUGGGCGUGGGCGGUACGCCGUCGGCGGCGGCGGCACGGUACAACAGCGCCGGCGGCGCGCCUCUGCAAGCACUGGCGGGGCCUGCAGCGACGACGGCGGAGGCAGUGCAUGCUGCCGACGCCUCCGGUGCUGGGCCGGAGCGGGUGCUGCCGCCAGGUGGUGGGGAGGCAGUUGCCGUCGUGGACUUGGAGCCGGAGUCGGAGUUCGCCGCUGAGGUGGCGCAGGCGGCUGUGGCAGGUGCGGCUGAACAGGAGGAGGAGCAGCAGCAUCAUCAUCAUCAUCAGCAGCAGCAGCAGCAGCAGCAGCAGCAGCGGGCUGAUGGCGCCGAGGCCGGGGCCGACGCGGAGGGUUUGGCCCAGGUCGAGGGACCUGAGCCGUGGCUGGAGGCCGCGCCGCUGGUACUGCGGCCGCCGGUGCCGCUGCCGGCCAUGGAGGGGCUGGAGGACCGCCCGCGUGCGCUGCUGACCUGGAUCGGGCAGCGCGUGGCAGAGGCGGAGUCGGAGCUCCUGGCCCAGCGGGAGGCGCUGCGGCGGAUGCUGGCGGAGCAAGGCCUCGCGGUGCGGCCUUCGCUGCCUCAGGCCGGCACACCCGCCACCGCCGCGCUUGCCGCCAGUCGUACCGCAGCCGCUGCGCCCUCCGGCGGCACCGGUGUCGCGGCUGCCGCAGAGCGGGCCGGCUGCGCGGCCGAGGCGGCGUCAAGGGCCGAAGGCUCUGAAGCUGACGCCGGGGGCGGCUGCGGGCUGCCGUCGUUGGACACGCUGGUGGUGUAUGCGGUGCAGCAGGCGGACGCCGCGGAGGCCGAGCUACGUGUUCUGGGGCUGCAGGGGCGCGAGGACGGGGCAGGGGCAGAGGCGGCGGAGGCGGAGGCAGCAGCGGAGGCGGAGCUGGGGCUGUCGGAGGCGGAUGCGGCCAGGGCGGCGGCGCUGCGGGCGCGGCUGGAGAGCCUGGCGGCGCUGCAGCGGGGCGUGCAGCGGGCGUCGGAGCUGGAGGCCUCCCUGGAGCUGCAGCGUGAGGUGCAGCUGCUGGUGGGCGCCUACGCAGGGCUGUACGGCACAGGCACGGACUCCGCAACCGCAACCGCGGCGGCGCCGGGCGGCGGCAGCCGCGGCGGCAGCGGGGCCGCCGCAGGCGGCGCCGGCGGCGCAGCCGCCGUCACAAGCGGCGGCGGGGCCGCCGGCCCGGCGGUCCAGCGCGCUGCGCUGGCUGCGGAGCAGCAGCUGGCGGCGCUGCGGCGGGCGCGGCGCGGGCAGGUGCUGAAGGAAGCGGCGGUGGCGCGGGAGAAGAUGCGGGAGCUGGAGGCGAGGCCGGGGCCGCCGCUGCCGGUGCACUAUGGAGUGGUGCUGCUGCCGCCGCCGUACGGUCCGGGGCUGGCAAGCGGCGGCCGCGGCGGGGCGCAGGGCCCCAUCCUAGAGGUGGAGGUAGAUGCAGGCGAGGGCGCCUGGGCUGACAUGACGGCAGGCGGCGACCGCCCCUCCCCCAAGGCACUGCACGCCGCCCACUCCGCCACAGGCUCAGACGCCGGCUUCGCCACGUCCAAGCCGCCCACCCCGGCCACUGCCGCCUCCACCACCUCUUCCAUCUUCGCCUCCUUCCUCCCCUCCACCACCUCCUCCUCCAUCUUCGCCUCCUUCCUCCCCUCCACCAGCAGGCGCCGCAGCGGCUCCGCCCGGCACUCUGAAAAGGACAAGGACGCGGUGGCAGUAGCAGCGUCAGCGGCUGUAGCAGGCGGCAGUAGCGCGCGCGAGUUGCAAAAGCUGGGGUCCAUGGCGUCAGACCGCAGCAGCGGCAGUAGCAAGCAGCUGCCCCUGCACCAGCAUGGCAGCGGCUUGUCGGGGGCUGCAGCAGCCGGCGCUGCUACAGCCGGUGGUGGCGGCGGCGGGCGGCGGCUGCAGCUGCAGCUGCAGCUGUCGCAGGUUGGGCCGUGGCUGGACGCGCUGCUGGACUGGGAGACCCGCAGCCACACCUUCCACCGGGUGCUGCGGGGGGCGCUGCAGGAGCGGGAGGCAGUGUAUGCGCAGCUGCAGGAUGUGGAGCGGGAGCUGGCUGAGGCGCGCGAGGGCGCCCGGCUGCUCGGCCCCCGCGACGCAGCGGCCUCAUCACAGCCAGGCGGCGGCGGCCCCGUUCCGCCCGACGCCCGCAGCGGCAGCGACGGCGGCGGCGCCUCCUUCGGAGGCUGGGUGCCGCCGGGCGUGGCGACGCUGCUGGCGGCGGGCGGCGAGCCGGGCGUGCGGCAGCACGCGGCGUCGCUGGCGGCGCGACAAGCAAAGCUGCAGGCGCGGCUGGAGGAGCUGUGCACGGACGUGGCCUCCCUACAGCUGGCCAUUGUGGAGGCGCAGGACGAGGACGACGAGGCAGCAGCGGCGGCAGUGGCAGCAGCGGCCGCAGCAGCAGCCGGCGGCGGCGGAGGCAAUGGCGGCAGCUGCGGCAGUGCAGCCGGCGGCCCGCUGGCGCCGUCGCGGCGGGACGAGUGGUGGGGUUGCGUGCCGAGCCUGGUUCUGGCGCGGCCGGCUCUGCGGCUGCUGCUGGAGCGGGCGGCGGAGUACAAGGCGGCGUAUCAGGAGGCGCUGGGGCGGGCUGACUCGCUAGAGCACCAGGUGGCGGAGCUGGAGCUGCAAUGCCAGGAGGCGGAGGCGCGCCUCGCCGCACACGACCUGGAGCUCACAGCCACACGCGCGGCGGCGCUGGCGGCCGUGGCCGCGCCCGGGCUGCUGCUGCCGCCAGGCGGCGGCGCCGCCGCAGCCAACCCCAACGCCGCCGCCGCCAUGGCACACCUGCUUACACCGCAGCUGGGUUCUGCUACCUCAGCCGCGGCGGCGGCAAUGCGCAGCCCGUUCCUGCCGCUGCCGGCAGCGCUGCCAGGGGCGGCGGGGUUCGCCGCGGGCUUCUGGCCGGGCCCCAGCCACAGCCCUGGGCUCAGUGUGGGUACGGCGGCGUCGUCGUCAGCGUCGGCCUGGUCAACGCCGCCGCGGUCAACCGCCGCAACGCCGCCAACCGCUACAACCUCCGUGGCGGGAGUUGGCAGCGGCGGCGGCGGCGGCGGCUCGCCGUACGCGCAAGCGCAGCUGUCGCAUCUGCCGGCGGUUGCCUACCUGCACCACCACCAGCAGUACUACCAGCACAUGCAACAGCACCUGUUCCAGCAGCUACAGUUGCAGCAGCAGGCGCAGCAGGACCAGGGUCCGGGUCCGGGCCAAGGCCACGCGACGUAUGCCAUCGAGCCGUCUGGCUCGCUCACCUUCCCCGGGCUGCGCCAUGCAGGCGAGGAGCCGGUGCCCGUGGCGCCGACUGCCGGCGCAGCAGCCGCCACGGCGCCACCGAUUGCACCAGCAGACGUGACCGCGGGACCAGCGGCAAUCCCAAGCCCGGUCACCGGCACCGCUGAAGCACGGACUGGGGGCAUCAGAGGUGGCGACGGCGGCGAAGCUGCGUCGUCGACGGCCAGGAGCAGUCUGAGCGUGGACAGCCAAGGCGAGUGGGAUCCCUUCCGCAAUCAAGGCAAUAAGUAAGAGGUAGGCUUCGACGCGUGUAUACUAGUUGAAAUUGAGCGCGAAAAUUGCUGCGUUAUUAAACUUGCGGUUGCUGCGACAUAGUUGCAGCGGUCCUGAAAUCCAAUUGUCAGGGUGAGCGCACGCGGUGUGUGAGGAGUGCAGACAGAAACGCGCGUGACAGUAGCUGGCAGAUGGCAUAGACAUUGCCUAGACGCGCCUAGCAUUAGGAGCAGGGUCCGACUCUAGGGAGAUUAGAAGCGCAGUAGCAGGUGGCAAUGCAUUGUCUUGUAUGUGGCGAGCGACGGUUGGAUGUACGGUAUGCUGGCGAUGUGCAAUAUUGAUUGGCUGCAGGCGUGUAUGGCUAGGAAUGGAGGUUGGUUGCACACGUGAGGUCGGGAUAGAGAGAUAGUUGCAGCACGAGGGUAUGACAUUAGGGAUGACAUGCGCCCCUGAGGAUUCCGAUAAUGCAACAGCAACGUCGCCUCGAGGUGGGGAGGCGGUCGCAAUGACAGCACUCAACUCGAGGACUGAUCCAUCGCACUCAACUCGCCCAGUAACAUGAACGUGUAUGGGGGGUUGGUUUGAGUUGAGCUGGCUUGAUGUCCACAGUAGGCCAGGACAGCCGUUUUGACGUGUGUGCGGCUAUGGAAAUGCAGCGGCCGCUCCGACGUAUCGGUAGUGUCCAUUAGGGCAAUGUCUUGUUGUUCUUGUUGGAAGGUGUGCAAGGUCCCACAGGCCUGCACGUUGGUAGGUAGGGGCAGGGGCCGCAAUUUCAUGCUGCAGGCGCGUAGAUGCAUAGGCAUGUGUACGCGUGUGUUUGUUGUGGUAUCGGUUAUUUGUUUGCCGCGAUCGUGGCUUGUGCGAACGCGGACGCAGCAGCGUCCCACACAGGGUAGGGUAAGUAGACCCCACAUUGACGGGCUAGUGACGCUGGUACGGGUGUGAGACAGGACCAGGGAUGAAAGCUCAGAUGAAGUGCGCACAUCCCGACUACGGCGUAGUGUGUGAGAACGGCUGUGUGCUGAUCAGGCAGGACAAGCGGGUAUAUGUGUGAGCGGCACAUGAGAGAUAUUGCUCCUGCAGAAUUGAAAAGCAGGGCAGGCGGGUCUGUCAGACUGUGCGGCGGCGUAAUGUGGAAUAAUGGGUGUAGGGUAGGUGCGAUGGAACAGGAUUAGCAUUGCAGUCAAGUCCCGUUGAAACAUUCAAUGCGCAACGUGAAGACAAGAUUGUGCGGCUGGUAUAACGCCGGAGACCCUGUACCGAGACAUCGCUGCCUUGCUGGCAGGCUAUUAGUUUGCUGGUGCGCAUAAGGAUUUAUGGUCGUAGGGUAGUUGGCCGCAAGGUGCACCUGCGGUUUCGUGCACAGGCAGUGGGCCCACUGGCAGCGGUCGCCCACCGUACCACGGUGGGGCUGUGCAACGUCGUGUCCGCCAUUGCGGACAGAGUGCGCGACCUGUUAAUAAUUUGGUU
This is a messenger RNA of Chlamydomonas reinhardtii, 8688 nucleotides long. RefSeq lists its product as uncharacterized. The transcript is spliced from 15 exons. The coding region runs from base 763 to 7236 and encodes 2157 amino acids. Gene Ontology annotation, molecular function: microtubule binding; microtubule motor activity; ATP binding. The record is from RefSeq and is a predicted model, not a curated record. Gene Ontology annotation, biological process: microtubule-based movement; mitotic spindle organization. Lineage: Eukaryota; Viridiplantae; Chlorophyta; Chlorophyceae; Chlamydomonadales; Chlamydomonadaceae.